CGUCGUCAAAAGAAUUAUAAAAGCAUCUGAAACCAAACACUCUCCACACGCUUCAGCCUCUUCACGGCGAACCGUUUCGAUCGCGACCCUUCGUUGCCGGCGAUUCGGCUUCCCAAACACAAACCCUAUUCAAAUUCAUUGUCCACUUCUUGUGAUUCCUCUCUCUCCCUCUCUCUGCCGCAGAGUGUCUGUUGUCUCUGCAGGAUCCUCUCUCACCUUUGCAAGCCUCUUCUUCUCCGUCGCCAGUUUAUUUUUUAAAUACUUCCGUUUUCGACCACUCCGUCACUGUUCUAAAGUAGUACCGUUUUGCCGCACAAAGUAGGAACUGAAGGAAAACUCUUGGAAAUGAAGGAAAAUGAAGAAAAAACGAAAGGAAGAGAUGAACAUCCAGAGGGAAAGGAGCAUACAGUGGAGGCAAAAGAGGAUGGGAUGGAUAUAACAGAUGAAAAAAUGGAGGCAGAACAAGAGAUGAUGGAGGGAAAGCUUGAAGAGGUGAAAUCAAUAGAUGAAAGAGGGGAGUACCAUGAUGUACAGAUGGAAGAAAAUAACAAUCAGGAUGAGCAAAAGGAUGAGGAGCUGCAAGUCUCUGAUAGCAUAUCUGAAAGUUCUGAUUUCAGUUCAGAUGAAGAUGAACAAUUGCAGUCAGGGCGUGAUGAUGAGUUGGAUCUUGAGAAACCUCUGAGCGAGGAAGAAAUAGAAGAGUUAAUUUCAGAUUUUAUGGGAGUUGAGAGUAAGGCGUCAGACGCUCAAGAAGCACUUGAAAAGGAGUCUCUUUCUAAAGUAGAGAGUGAAGUUAGGAACGAAUUAUCAGAAACACUCCAUGGUGAUGAGUUGAAUAAAGCUGUUGCUGCUGAAAUGAUGACUUUUAAAGAUGAAUGGGAGGCAACUCUUGAUGAGCUUGAAACAGAAAGUGCAAACUUGUUGGAGCAACUUGAUGGUGCUGGAAUCGAGCUUCCAAAAUUAUUCGAAAGAAUAGAAAGGGAUGCCCCUAAUGUUUGCUACACUGAAGCUUGGAAACAAAGAGCCCACUGGGCUGGGACUCAGGUGACAAAAGAAACUGUGGAAUCAUUGGCUAAUGCUGAGAGGUUUCUUCACACUCACCGGCCUGUCCGAAAACGACAUGGAAAACUUUUGGAGGAGGGGGCUAGUGGUUUUCUGGAGAAAAAGCUUGCUGAUGGUGAUGUUAAAGAAUCUUUGUGUGGAACAUCUGAGCUUGACUGGUCAUCUCUAAACAAAGUGUUUUCGGAAAAAAGGGAUGAGUCUAUUUCCUUUGGUAGUAAGCAUUGGGCGUCUGUUUACUUGGCAAGCACUCCACAACAAGCUGCAGCCAUGGGAUUAGAAUUUCCAGGAGUCAAUGAGGUGGAGGAAAUCGAAGAGAUUGAUGCAAGCUUGGCAGAUCCAUUUUUGGCCGAUGCAAUAGAAAAUGAAAGAGAACUUCCCCUCUCCGAAGAACAAAAGAAAAAUUAUAUACGAGUCAAAGAAGAGGAUGAUUUAAAUAGUGAUCUUGAACAUCAACUUCGUUUGAAGCGGAAAAGACGCAAGAAAAGAUCGAAUCAGGUUAUCAGGUGUGCGGCAGAGAGUAUGGAUGAUGAUUGUGUGAUUUUGGAUGGGAACUCUAUUAACCCAAAAUCUGCUGAAGCCCGAGCUAAAAGUCCUGAGACCAGCAAUCAUGUUCAUAAUAAGGAUGUCAACAAAGUGGAAAAUGGGAAUUUGUCUAAUUCAGAUAUAGAUACCAUGACAGAUGAUUCAGCAAACAAUUUUAGGUGUACUGCCUGUAAUAACGUAGCUGUGGAAGUGCAUAGUCACCCCCUUCUAGAAGUUAUAGUUUGCAUGGAUUGCAAACGUUCAAUUGAAGAUAGAGUUGCGAAGGUUGAUGACUCUUUGGAACGUCGUUGUGAAUGGUGUGGUCAUAUUACUGACUUAAUAGAUUGUAGGACAUGCGAAAAACUUUUCUGUGCAUCAUGCAUAAAGAGGAAUAUUGGUGAAGAAUACUUGCCUGAAGCUCAAUCCUCUGGUUGGGAUUGUUGUUGCUGCUCUCCAAUUCCCUUGCGAAGAUUGACACUUGAACUGGAGAAAGCCAUGAGGUAUAAGAAGACAAUAGACUUGAGCUCUGAUUCUAGCUCUGAUUCUAGCUCUGAUUCCAGCUCUGAUAACAAUUCUGCUGAUACAGAUGCCGAUGUUAAUGUAGCAAUCAGCUCAAAGAAGAAAUCAAAGAAGAAAAUUCGGCGGAUAAUCGAUGAUGCUGAAUUAGGGAAAGACACGAGAAGAAAAAUUGCAAUUGAAAAGGAACGGCAGGAGCGUCUUAGGUCCUUGCAGUUUUCUGCCAGAUACAAAACAAUUAGCUCUAUGGGAGAUGUGAAAUCUAUUCCAGAAGGUGCGGAAAUUGAGGUUCUUGGUGAUGCUCACAGUGGUUACAUAGUAAAUGUUGCUAGGGAGAUUGGUGAAGAAGCUGUGAGAGUUCCUUGUAGUAUAUCUGCCAAACUAAAAGUCCAUCAGGUAACAGGGAUAAGAUUUAUGUGGGAAAAUAUUAUUCAGUCUAUCAGUAGAGUAAAGUCUGGUGAUAAAGGUCUUGGGUGCAUUCUAGCUCAUACAAUGGGCCUGGGCAAAACUUUUCAGGUUAUAGCGUUCUUGUACACCGCAAUGAGAUGUGUUGAUUUGGGGCUGAAAACUGCUCUUAUUGUGACUCCUGUAAAUGUGUUGCACAAUUGGCGAAGUGAAUUUAUGAAGUGGAGGCCUUCAGAAGUGAAACCACUUCGCAUUUUCAUGCUUGAAGACGUUUCAAGGGAAAGGAGAUUGGACUUGCUAAAAAAGUGGCGAAAUAAGGGUGGAGUCUUCUUGAUGGGAUAUGCAGCUUUUAGAAACCUGUCUCUUGGGAGGGGGGUGAAGGAUUUGAAUGCGGCCAGAGAGAUCUGUAGUGCCUUGAGGGAUGGACCUGAUAUACUUGUUUGCGAUGAGGCUCACAUUAUUAAGAAUACCAGGGCUGACACAACUCAAGCAUUGAAGCAAGUUAAAUGCCAGAGAAGAAUUGCCUUAACUGGGUCACCCCUUCAAAAUAAUCUCAUGGAAUAUUAUUGUAUGGUUGAUUUUGUCAGAGAAGGAUUUUUGGGGAGUAGCCCUGAGUUUAGAAAUCGCUUCCAAAAUCCAAUAGAAAACGGACAGCAUAUGAAUUCAACUGCAGAGGAUGUAAAAAUUAUGAACCAGAGAUCACACAUUCUGUAUGAGCAAUUGAAAGGAUUUGUGCAAAGAAUGGACAUGAAUGUGGUGAAAAAGGAUCUGCCACCUAAAACAGUCUUCGUAAUAUCUGUCAAGCUAUCGCCCUUGCAGCGGAAACUGUAUAAGAGAUUUCUUAGGCUGUAUGGGUUCAGCGAUGGAAGAGCUGAUGAAAAAAUGAGAAAAAACUUUUUUGCUGCUUACCAGGUCUUGGCUCAGAUUUUAAAUCAUCCAGGGAUUCCGCAAUUAAGAAGAGAAGAUAGCAAGAAUGGUCGUCGUGGUAGCAUUGUUGAUAUUCCAGAUGACUGUUCAAGUGAAGAAAAUAUAGACUACAACAUGGUUACGGGAGAGAAACAAAGAACUAUGAAUGAUUUGCAGGAUAAAGUUGAUGGCUACCUCCAAAAGGAUUGGUGGGUCGACCUACUUCAAAAAAAUAAUUAUAAGGUGUCGGAGUAUAGUGGCAAAAUGAUUUUGCUAUUGGAUAUUUUAUCCAUGUGUGCUGAUGUGGGGGAUAAGGCGCUUGUGUUUAGCCAGAGUAUCCCGACUUUGGAUCUCAUAGAACUUUAUCUUUCAAGAGUAUCUCGAAAUGGAAAACAAGGAAAGUUCUGGAAAAAGGGGAAAGACUGGUACAGAAUUGAUGGAAAAACUGAAAGCUCAGAGCGACAAAAGUUGGUUGAUAGGUUUAAUGAGCCUGAUAACAAAAGGGUGAAAUGCACUUUAAUUUCAACCAGAGCAGGAUCCCUUGGAAUUAAUCUUUAUGCUGCUAACCGUGUGAUUAUCGUUGAUGGUUCAUGGAAUCCAACCUAUGAUCUUCAAGCUAUAUUUCGAGCUUGGAGGUAUGGUCAAAAGAAACCAGUAUUUGCGUACAGGUUGAUGGCACGUGGGACUAUUGAAGAAAAGAUAUAUAAACGUCAGGUGACUAAGGAGGGGUUAGCUGCGAGAGUGGUCGAUAGACAACAAGUGCACAGGACUAUCUCCAAAGAAGAGAUGUUACAUCUUUUUGAAUUUGACGAUGAUGAUGAGAAAACUGAAGCCGUGACUGAGAGAAGCAAGCAAAACGAAGCGACUCAAAGCAAUCUGAUGGAGAAUUCACAGAAGCCGAAGGCCACCUUAUCUCGUGUUGUCUGCGACAAAUUGAUGGAGAACUUACUACAGAGACACGGGCCAAACUGGAUUUCCAGUUUCCAUGAGCACGAGACAUUGCUACAAGAGAAUGAAGACGAAAGACUGACAAAGGAAGAAAAAGAUAUGGCCUGGGAAGUUUACAGAAGAGCACUUGAAUGGGAAGAAGUUCAGCGGGUCCCUCUUAGUGAAUCUUCAGUGCUCCCAAAACCUUCUCCUUCCAUACAAACAGAACCGUUACCCAUGCCUAAGGGGUUCAACAGAAGUCGUUUUGUGAACCGCAACUGCACUAGAAUUGCCCACCAGCUUACACUCAUAAGCCAAGGAAUAAAACUUGGUAGUAGCACAUUCUGUGGGGAGUGUGGGAUCGUUUUAACAUGGGCAGACUUUAGACCUGCAUCUAAAACUUCAGAGGUAAACUAAAUAGUAAAUGAAGAUUGCAAAAAAGUUGAGUUUUUCUUUUCUUUUUCUUUUAAUUGUGAGACUGUAACCCAAAUUAAUGGGAAUAGUAUCAUUUAAACAUCCCUUUAGAUUAUAGAUGAGUUACAUUAUAGUUCUAUUGCGGAGAACAAAUCAGAGUGUUUGUUAGGGGAUCAACUUCUAAUCAUGUUGAAACUUGUGUCUUGUAAAUCUAAAGGCGAUUAAGGAUUUGUAGAUUUACUGAUGUCAUUGUUUUUCGAGAUUUGAAUAUACAACUUUUAUUCAAUA
This is a messenger RNA of Capsella rubella, 5040 nucleotides long. RefSeq names its product protein CHROMATIN REMODELING 20. Gene Ontology annotation, molecular function: ATP binding; ATP-dependent chromatin remodeler activity; ATP hydrolysis activity. Gene Ontology annotation, cellular component: nucleus. The record is from RefSeq and is a predicted model, not a curated record. NCBI's taxonomy places the organism in Eukaryota, Viridiplantae, Streptophyta, Magnoliopsida, Brassicales, Brassicaceae. The transcript has 26 exons. Bases 346 to 4755 code for a protein of 1469 amino acids.